AUGAGGGGCAGGCCGCAGAAGAAGAGGGAGAGCACGGACAUGGCCGUGGAUGAGCGACGGCAUCCACGAGCACUAACGAUGAUGGACAAGGGUCCUGGGCGUCUUGGAGUGGACCGCCGUAUCCUGAACGAUCAAAACGACUGGAGCUGUGGAGGCAAUGGAGGCAAUGGAGGCACACAUCGGAGGAUGAGGGAGCCGCCGAAGUGUGGCUGA
Molecule: messenger RNA, 213 nt
Organism: Colletotrichum lupini
Lineage: Eukaryota; Fungi; Ascomycota; Sordariomycetes; Glomerellales; Glomerellaceae
Exons: 1
Coding region: 1-213 (70 amino acids)
Source: RefSeq, a predicted model, not a curated record